Molecule: messenger RNA, 3962 nt
Organism: Anopheles maculipalpis
Lineage: Eukaryota; Metazoa; Arthropoda; Insecta; Diptera; Culicidae
Product: protein artichoke
Exons: 5
Coding region: 7-3954 (1315 amino acids)
Molecular function (GO): protein binding
Source: RefSeq, a predicted model, not a curated record
AUCACGAUGGGUACGGCCACUGUUGUUCGAUCGAGCGCGGACCUCGUUAGCAUACUGCUGCUCACUGUGAUACACACGGGAACGAUGGGCUGGAAGCUUGAUAAUCGGAACAUCAUGUACACUAAUCAGGACAUCUCGUACGAGUGUCCAAUCAACACCAUGUGCCGGUGUGCGAGUUUACCGAACGAAACCGCACUCCUCGAGAUCAAUUGCAACGAGGUGUCGCUUUACAAAUUUCCCGAGUUUCUGCACGGGACGAUAAAACACAUCGACAUGUCACGCACCUUCAUCCACAACGUGGACGACGAAACGUUUCAAGGGUUGCGGCUCGAGUCGCUCAAGCUGGUAGACAACAAAAUACAGGAUAUCUCGGAAAAGAGCUUCAACUUUAUGCAGCACUCGCUAGUGUCGCUGGAUCUGUCCGACAAUCAGUUACAGGGACUGCCGCUGGAUUCGCUAAAAAAUGUUCACACGCUAAGCCGAUUAGUAGCCCAGAGGAACAACAUACACCAUCUGGAUGGGAACUGGGGCGGGUUGGCGGAUUCGCUGCGAAGUCUGCACAUAUCAGGCAACUCCAUUUCCGAGGUAUCUUUUUACACGCACGAUGAAAAGCGUCAAAACCAUACGGCCCCUAACUCGCAAGCAUCCAUUAUAAACGCGAAGCAAUUUUCGCAGUAUCCGCCAGCGACGGUGGUGGGCCCACCAACAGCGGGCAGCGCCGGUAUCCAGCAGCAGGGCGUUAAACCGUUUGCCAAGCUGAAAAAGCUCGUCUGGCUCGACAUCAGCUCCAAUCGUAUCGCACACAUUAGCCCAAACACGUUCCCGAAAUCGCUGGUCACGAUCGAUCUUUCCAAGAACAUACUUUCCCAGUUUCCGACGGCUUUCCUCGAGCACCUGCACGAUCUGCGCGUGCUCUCGCUGAAGGACAACCUGAUAGUGAAGCUCGACGGGAGCCCCGAAAACACUGGCACCGCACGAAUACGGCUCGAAAAGCUCGAUCUCAGCCUGAAUCUCAUUGAAGAAUUGCCUUCCCUGCUGUUUAAUGGCAGCGUGCGAAUAAAGGCAAUUAAUUUCGAUAAAAACUUCAUCCGCCACCUAGAAGCGGAUACGUUCCAGGGGCUUAACAUUGUGCACAUGGUGUUGGCGUUUAAUUUCAUCGAGUCUAUCGAUGAUGCUGCGUUUGCAACGCUCGAAAACAGCCUGGAGUAUCUGGAUCUGGAGCGUAAUCGGCUGACAGUGGUGCCGAACGCUAUCGGACGAUUAAAUCGGUUACGCUAUCUGUAUCUGACAUCCAACGAACUCACUGGUAUUCCCAAUCUGCCGGAGGCGUUACUACCCACCACGCUCAAGGUACUGUCGCUGAGCGGUAACAACUUUACUGCCAUACCGAUAGAAGGUCUUUCCAACUGUACGGAACUAUCGUAUCUAAACAUGGGCUACAACAAGAUUGCCGAUAUCGAAGAGAACGCUUUCGCUGGUUGGGGUUCCAACUUGCAGACACUGUUGCUGCGCAACAAUAAGAUCACCAGCCUAAAUUAUGGAGCAUUCAACGGGCUUGACACGAUCAAGGAAAUCAGUCUUAGCUUCAAUGACAUACACUACGUUCACCCGAACGUGUUCGAAAAUGUGUCAACAUCGCUGAAGAUUCUGGAGCUUUCGUUUGGCAUUUACAGGGAGGAGUACCCCGGCGAGGCGCUGGCUGUAUUGACGGAACUGAUGUGGCUAGGGCUGGAUAAUAACAAUCUCAAAACACUACCAGACGGAGCAUUAUCGACCCUGGGACAACUGACAUACGUAAAUCUGGCUUUCAAUCGCAUCGUUGCUAUUCCUCGUUGGCUCUUCCGGUCGGAUGUGCAUCGAAACUUGGUAGAAAUAGAUUUAUCCUUCAAUCAGCUCGAAGAUUUGCCCAGUGCCACGUUUGAUAGCUUGGAGUUGAUUCAAAUUAUUAACUUGUCAUCAAAUAAGCUACGCAGUAUACAGAAGAACGCACUGCAUGAUCUACCGUACCUGACGUACGUUGACCUAUCGUACAACUUGCUGCAAAACAUCAGUGAGGGCGCACUCAGUUUUCUUCCCAGUUUAUUGAGUGUGGACCUUAUGCACAAUGAGCUGGGUACGCUUUCGUUGAAGGUGUUUCGUCAGGUUUCAAAUGCAACCACACCAAUGCGGUUGAACAUCAGCAAUAAUGCUAUCGAAUUCCUGGACGGAGAUGUUAACUCGCUGCUGUACGUGUAUUCACUCGAUGCCAGUCACAAUCAGCUGCAGGACACUACCGUGUUCCGAGCGCUGGCAUUUUCGCUGCGCAUACUCUACCUUAACUGGAACAACUUCACCUCGCUCGGUAACCAUGCGUUCGGUGACCUGCAGAUACUUGAAAUACUGAACCUAGCGCACAACAACAUAAGCUCGCUGCGUCGCCGUAGCUUUGCCGGUUUAAUGAAUCUCCAAGAGUUUGACCUAAGUCACAAUCGCAUCGAAAGCCUACAGAUAGAACAGUUUUCUCCGCUGAAAAAGCUGCGGCUGCUCAGGCUAAACAACAAUCGGCUGCGUACCAUUCCUCGCGAUACAUUCCUUAACACACGUAUUGAAUUUUUGGAUCUGUCCAACAAUCAGUUCGUUUCCUGGCAGGCAACGGCUUUCGCUGACAUUGGGUUUACGUUGCGUUCGAUCCAGUUCGACAACAAUUUGCUCGAGUUCCUGGAUCCGUACAUGUUUACCAGCACACAGUUCCUGCUCGAACUAAACCUGGCCGGAAACUUGAUCAAACUUAUCCCGGACAGUUCGUUCGCCAACUUGAACAACCUGACAGUACUCGACUUGAGCUACAAUCAGCUUAUGCCCGUCAACUUUCGGGAACUUUUCAUCAACCUACCCCGUCUGCGUGUGCUGAGCCUACGAUCGACCGGCAUAUACCGUCUUCCGUCCCUAGCAUUGCCCCAGCUGGCUACACUUGACGUUAGCAACAACAAUCUGCAGGAGAUUGAAUCGCAGGAGGAACUGUUUUACUUGCGCGAGCUCCACAUACAGGAAAACAAGAUCAACAACAUCUCGAACCUGUUGCGAAAUCUUCCUCCCGCACUGCGCGUACUCGACAUUUCGAGGAAUCCGAUCCGAAAGAUCUCGUUUCACGAUUUCUCACUCUCGCGACGGCUGGAAGAGCUGCUAAUAGAGGACAUCAAAAUAGUCAACCCGGACAUUUUCAUUAAGCUACACAAUUUGAAAAAAUUACGCAUCAGCGCCCAGCACAACUUUAGCGAACUGGUGUCCAAGCUAAGAGGCUUGCAGGAGCUCUACGUGACGAUCUACGAUGAGCAUCUCGGGGAUGGACUAUUUACGUCUCGGAUGCAUUCGAACACUAAACUUAACGUGGUUGAGAUCACUGGCCGCCGGUUAGUGUCCAUCUCGAGCAACGCCUUCCAAGGGUUGGCACGCAAUCACGAUCUUAAGUUGCGAAUACACAGCACGAUGGUAAACGAUCUGCCGCCGGGCGUGUUUUACGCCCUAAAGUACAUCCCACGGUUAAGCAUAGAUCUGUCGGACAACUUGCUAGCAGCGCUGGCGCCGGACAGCUUCUACCCGAACGCCAGCUCGUGGGAUGCGGUGGGGACACGGAGCGUGAUCGGAGGGCUGGACGUAUCCAACAAUCCGCUGCAGUGCGAGUGUGGCCUGGUGUGGUUGGGUCACUGGCUCCGGCGAUGGCUGCGGGAGACGGCGCAGGUUAAUUUGAUUCCUAAAGACGAAAUGAAGCAAAUGAUUCGUCGAGCAAAACGGAGCACCUGCACGGAUCCGCUGACCGGCAAGCGAUUACCAUUCCUGGAGAUCUUCCCGGAGGAUCUCCUUUGCCACGCCAGUGCCCUGAGUAGUUUAGCGCUGAAGCUACGCUUCCGGUUUAUGUUAAUUUGUCUCAACAUGCUGCUAAUAGUGCUGCACAAGUCACGAACUUUGGUGCUGUAAUUUAGAAC